Messenger RNA from Penicillium brevicompactum, 1620 nucleotides. RefSeq names its product Major facilitator superfamily domain general substrate transporter. Gene Ontology annotation, biological process: transmembrane transport. Gene Ontology annotation, molecular function: transmembrane transporter activity. The record is from RefSeq and is a predicted model, not a curated record. Lineage: Eukaryota; Fungi; Ascomycota; Eurotiomycetes; Eurotiales; Aspergillaceae. The coding region runs from base 1 to 1620 and encodes 539 amino acids. The transcript has 3 exons.
AUGUCUCCUCCUGAGCAACAAGAAGCUCAAGCUGAGCACAGCGAGAGCCGGCUCUCGUCGCAUGGUGUCAGCAGUGACACCAGCGAGCCCGUUGAUCUCUCCAACGAGCUUUCCGAGAAGAAAAGCCAGAAGAGUGAGCGCUCCGAUGGAAAGCGCGAGCUUAAGGAGCAGGACUGCUACGAGAUUCUUGGAUACUCGUGGCCACGAUGGAAGAAAUGGACUUAUCUGGCCGCGGUCGCAUUCGUGCAGGUUUCCAUGAACUUCAAUACCUCCGUAUACCCUGCUGCGGUCAUUCCUUUGACCGAGCAUUUCAAGAUUAGUGAGCAGCAUGCUCGCACUGGUCAGAUGGCCUACUUGGUCACAUACUCCAUUGGUUGUGAAUUGUGGGCUCCUUGGUCCGAGGAGUUCGGUCGCUGGCCUAUCCUCCAGCUCUCUAUGAUGUUGAUCAACAUCUGGCAACUCCCUGCUGCUCUGGCCCCGAAUUGGGGCUCCGUUGUUGUGGCUCGUGCUCUGGGUGGUCUUUCUACUGCUGGUGGAAGUGUCACUCUCGGUUUGAUUGCCGAUAUCUACGAACCUGAAACUCAACAAUUCCCUCUCGCCUUCAUUGUCUUGUCCUCUUGCAUUGGUACCAGUAUCGGUGGUGUGAUUGGUGGACCUAUCGCACGAUUCCUCACUUGGAGAUGGUUCUUCUGGAUCCAGCUCAUUUUCGGAGGUGUCACCCAGGCCAUUAUCUUCUUCAUGCCCGAAAGUCGUUCCACCAUCAUCAUGGACAAGGAAGCCAAGCGCCGCCGCAAGACCGGAGAGGAUCCCAACAUCUACGGACCCAACGAGCUUAAGAAACCCCGUGUCUCCCUCAAGGAAGCCGGCAAGAUUUGGGCACGUCCAUUCUACAUGCUGUUCCGCGAGCCCAUUGUGCUCUGUCUGUCUCUGUUGUCCGGUUUCUCCGAUGCUCUGAUUUUCACCUUCCUCGAGAGUUUCGCCAUUGUCUACAAGCAAGGCUGGGGCUUCGGAACCCUUGCACAGGCCUGGGCUGUCAUCCCCAUCAACGCCGCAUACUUCAUCGCCUAUUUCAGCUACUUCCCGUGGUUUUGGCGAGAUCAGAAACUGCGUAUCAGACACGGCGACGCGGCUAUUCCUCCCGAACGCCGUCUGAAGUGGCUCUUGUUCCUUGCGCCCCUUGAGCCCAUCGGUCUCUUCGGAUUUGCCUGGACAUCAUUCGGCAACGAGCGCAACGUCCACUGGAUUGGCUCCAUGAUAUUCUCCGGCUGUGUUGGUAUUGCCAAUUUCGCCAUCUACCUCUCAUCCGUUGAUUACAUGGUCGCAUCCUACGGUGUCUACUCUGCCUCCGCGACCGGUGGAAAUGCCUUCGCUCGUGAUCUGCUCGCCGGUAUCUCGGCCAUGUACGCCGCGCCUAUGUACCAGAACAUCGGCAACAAGUGGCAUGUCGAAUAUGCCAGUACCAUUCUGGCUUGUUUGUCUUGCUUGGUCGUGCUUCCCAUCUAUGUCUUCUACUGGAAGGGACCCGAGAUCCGCGCUAGGAGUAAAUUCGCCUCCACUCUGGCUGCUGACAGAGAGCAGAACGGUGGUCGCCGUGUCAGCAGGAUUAGCAUGGAGCCAUGA